AUCACUUUGUCAUUAUGAAGAUUAGGAAGCACUGUGGGCUUGUUGAGGCGUGUCCCGCCUCCACUUGGCGACUAGGAGGCGCCGCUGACAGUUGUGUCGGUGGGUAGAGGGCGUCUACAUGCACUCCUCUGAGAACACUGAGGAUAAUGAUUGGUGUGUUGUUGUUGUGUGUGGCGGUAGUGAUGCUAGUGGCGCUGGCAGUGUCCCGACGGCGCCACAGCUACUGGUCCCGCCUUGGGGUGCCUACGCCGCCCUACCUUCCCGUCAUCGGCCACCUGCACAAGCAGUUAUCCAAGUCACAGAGACGAUGGAUGUAUUUUAACGAGGUGUACUACAAGCACGGUGGUGCCACCUUCUGUGGAUUGUACGAACUGUUACGUCCUGUCCUGAUGAUCGGCGACCCAAACCUUCUCAAACACAUCUUCGUUAAAGACUUCGAUCAUUUUGUUGACCGUCGUAUAACUACGUCGGCGGAUGAAAGCCUAAUGAAUGAAAUGUUGAGCAAUAAGACCGGUGACGACUGGAAGUCUCUCCGGUCCGUCAUGUCUCCCACCUUCACCUCGGGCAAGAUGCGCAGUAUGUUUCCUCUCAUCUGUGACAAGGCUGAUUCUCUCGUGUCCGUUUGUCUUAAGGAAUCUGCUCGGAAACCUUUUAUUGAUAUGAAGCAUAACUUUGGGUGCUUCACAAUGGACACUAUUGCUUCCUGUGCCUUUGGCAUUGAAUCUAAUUCUCUUGGGGAUGAGGAAGCAGAAUUUGCUAAAGUUGCAGAAUCCUUUUUUAAUUUUUCGUUUAUAAGGAUUGUAAAGUUUACUCUAUUAACCCUUUUGCCAAGUCUCUAUAACGCGCUGAGGCUUAAAACAGACACUUACCACAUUAAGUUCUUUCAAAGUGUGGUAAGUAAGACGAUAGCAGCCAGGAAGGCUGGUCAGAGAAGAGGAGACUUCCUUGACCUUCUCAUGGAAGCGCAAGCUGACCAUCUACCCGCCACCCUCAGUCAUUCCACCACUAACCACAGCAACUCUGCCACUGACAACCACAAUGGUCUCACUGCCACUGACAACCAGCAUUUCGUCAUAAAAUCUAAAGUGUUGUCAGAGAGGACGAUAGUGGCUCAGAGCGUGAUGUUCCUGAUAGCUGGUUAUGACACAACAGCCUCCACGUUGGCCUUCUCAUCCUACUUACUGGCCAAGAACCCUACCCACCAGCAGCGUCUCCGCCAGGAGGUAGAGGACAUGGUUAAGGAACACGGUAAUAUUACCUACCAGGGUAUCAUGGAAGCCAAAUAUCUCGAUGCUUGUCUCCAGGAGACACUGAGAUUGUACCCACCCGCCACCUUUGCUGAACGGCUCUGCACUAAGAAUUACAAGAUCCCUGGCACCGAGCUGAUCCUGCGUGCAGGUGACCUAGUGACUGUGCCCAUAUGGAGCCUGCACCAUGACCCUCGGUACUGGCCAGAGCCUGAAGAGUUCCAACCGGACCGCUUCCUGCCAGAGAACAAGACCCACAUCAAGAGUUUCACUCACUUGCCCUUUGGGAUGGGACCUAGGAACUGCAUAGCAAUGCGGUUUGCUCUUAUGGAAGCCAAGGUGGCCCUGGCCAAGCUGGUGCUAGCAGCAGACUUGCAUCUCUCACCUGGCCACAAGGAGCUGAAGAUUUCCUCAUCUCCCUUCAUCUUGAGACCAGAAGAAGGAGUCAACCUUGUCCUUAAGCCAAUCAUUGAAGCAGCACACAGCUAAACACCGAACCAUCCACCCAUCCCACCACCAUGCAACACCCACCACCCACUUCAUAUUCUUAACCAUUUGUGAUAGAGCUGGCUCUAAAUUCUUUGAAUUUUUUCACAUUAAUUUGUAUAAUUAUGUAGAGUAUAAGUGCUUUUAGGCUGACAAAGUUUACAAUUGGUCAGGUCUACAUCAACAGGAGAUGCAAACUCCCAGAGAUACAUAUAACCAAUUAAGCCUAAAGCUAGCAAUAUAGUUAUGUUUAUAAUUCUGCUAACCAUAUUGAAUGACACCUAGAUAUGUGGCUUUUUCUGCAUCGUAGUACAAUGAUAGAUGGUGUAGCAUAGCAUCUCAUCAUGGAUUGCUGCACUACUGAAGAUUAUGCAUUGAUCCUGGCCACUAGUUUAUAAGGCAUGUGAUAUAAACACAGAGUGGUUUAACUUGCUUCUUGGUGUAAAUCCACUUGAAAGUUUAUUUAAUCUUGGACUAUGCAUGUUCAAGACUAAAGUACACUUUUGAUGAUUGAUCAGUAAGCUAUUGACCUUAAUAACCUUCCAGAUGUUCAUAGGUAGUAAGCCAACACCAAACCAAACAAGGAGCAUUGGAUUCUCUAUGCUUCUGAAAGUAAGUAAUUAUCAAAAGGUACCAAGUUGGGGAGACACUGUAGCCCCAUCAGUAUUGCUGGAUAUUCAAAAGGUGUUAAAUAUCUCUGAGGAUGCCAAUACAAGAACAAAAGUACAUAAGAAGUAUGAUAUCAAAGGAAUUGAAUUCACAAAGGAUUCUAUCAGGAGACAAAUGACCAUGAGGAACAGUUAGGAAGAAAGACACAUGAACUUCCUGAAAAUUGAGACACUCAACAAGGAGAUGCAUGCCAGUAAGAGGGAUAAGGCAGUUUGGACAAUAUGGAGCAGUUUCUGUAUUGGGCCCGUAUUAAGUGCCCACAAGUGAGAUGUGUAUGGCUAAUACAUAACCUCGCCAGAGCCAUUUUCCCCACCAGUUACAGUGGUAGGUGGCAGACUACCCUUAAGAGCAUGCAGUUUGUUACCAGUAACACAAGGUCAAUGAUCCUGCCACAAGACAUGGAUUGAGGAAUGACAGGGUAAAAAUUGGAAAGUUCCUGAAGAAUACCUUUUUGGGAAGUAGGACAAGUACAGAUAGCCUCCUUAAUGACAGUGACCAUAUACUCAUUUGAGGGAACACCAAUAUGGCUGGGAACCCAGCAAAACUCAACAUGCUUAAAAUGGCUAGAGAUAAGAAAUGGCCAAUAUUGGAUUUUGAUGACCACAGGAUGCAUAGGAAUAAAUGACUCCAGUAUGCUUCUGAAAGAUGCUCCUCUCUUCUCCACUUCGAUCUCAAGCAGCAGUAUCGUUCCAGAUGCCAAGGACUUGUUACCCUUGCUGCAUCUCGCUAUGCCUUCCAUCUAAAAAAUUAUACUUGAUGCCAUUAUAAAGCCUUCAGGCACACUUCAGAGAAUAUAUAUUAUUGACUUGA
Molecule: messenger RNA, 3212 nt
Organism: Procambarus clarkii (red swamp crayfish)
Lineage: Eukaryota; Metazoa; Arthropoda; Malacostraca; Decapoda; Cambaridae
Product: cytochrome P450 9e2
Molecular function (GO): oxidoreductase activity, acting on paired donors, with incorporation or reduction of molecular oxygen; heme binding; iron ion binding
Source: RefSeq, a predicted model, not a curated record